GCCCCCCACAGCCUUAUCCACAGCCGCGUCAACGUGACAGAGAGUCACGUGAAUGGUGAUACAGAGCAAUAAUGAGUAGAUUGAAAUACAUGUGAAUCAUUCACAAACUUGCUUUAAUAUCACCGACUAUAUCAAUUAUCUCUGCAUAUUAUACCUUAACUCUUUGUUUUUAUUUUAUUUUAUUCCGUUUGUUUAGAGUGUCCGGCAGAAUUUCGGGAAGAAACUUCAACGUCCACUUUUACUUCUAGUCUUGCCGCUUCGUCACAUGUACAGGACUUAACCAAGUCAUACUCCAGUACCCCUCGACUACAACAAAGGCAUUCAAAGCUCGACUUCAUCGACUUAUCUACUCACUAGUAUUGCAGUCAACCGCGAAUGAGAAACUUAUUCCUGCAGAAUACCUCGAGCAAGGUAUAAUCUACCAUAUCAUCAGCCUCCGUUCGUACCCCUCCGUCCGUCGGACCGGAUCGAACAACAACCGAAGAUGGACUCCAUGAGGAGUCUCAACACGUCUUUGCCUCGUGCUUCGCCGCCGAAGCAGCAGACCCCAAACCCUCCAGAACAACUUCUACAGGCGUUUAAAGAUGCUGCUCUGUCUGUCACAAAACUCUACAAAACAGCCGCCUCAGACCAAACAAAGUUACGCGCAGAAGGCUACCAAGACGCACUCGACGACCUGCUCACAUAUCUCGACAAAGAAGACAUCGGCUUAUCUGACGGCGAAGGUUGGAAAGUUAGGCAAUGGGCUACAGCACGACUCGAUGGCCGGGAUCCGAUUCCUGACAGCGACGACGAAAUGGACAAAGAGCGCGGGUCGAGCCCAGUCGCACAGAAGAAGCCAAAUGUCACCAGCAUGCCGAUACGAAACAGCUCACCAGUACGCCUUGAGUCAGUGCCACCAAUAUUAGAAGUUCCCGAGCCUGUCGAGGAACUGCCAUCGCCACCCACAAUAACUGUUCUCCCACCGACAGGCAAUUUUUCUUUCCGAUCUACGCACCAAUAUCCACAAGAUGCAGAUAUGUCUGAUCAAGGCAACCAAACAGCAGCGGACGGUACCGUUAUUUCAGCUGCGCCAACCUCAAUCACGAUAUCACGGUCAAAUCGAUCAGGUUCGAGGCAAGUGGGCAGGGGAAGGCACAGCACGAGGAAUAACACAAGAAGCCAUGGCAGCGGAAGCACUGGCCAGAAGCGAAAGAUAAAUUUCGGUGAUUUCUUUGAUAUUGGAGAUUUGUCCAAGGAUGGGUUUGGUGGGGGGGGAAAGCGCUCACGGUUAGCUUGAGACGGCCAUUUCGCUGGAAACGACUACUAUCGUGCCACCAAGAGCACCAGCUUCUAUACCGCAUACCCGAACAUACUUCGAAAUUGAGCUACUUCUAGCACGUCAUGAACACGCAUAUCAGGCGUUCGGUUGCAAUACCCAGGCGAACAUUUUACCCUACGGUGUUGUGUUCAGGGGUGGAUCCGGUGGUCCAAGGUUGUGUGUGCUGCAUUUACAGGAAGUUCUAGGGGGGUUUGCCACUCAACUCAGCAUCGAGACAGGCUGGCGGCGGCGGGACGGGAGUCCCUGGAGUACGCAUAUGACGAACAUAUAGACGGAUGGAUGAGAUCAGGUAUUUUGCAUUGCACGGAUUGAUUGGGGACCAUGGUAUCGGUUAGGUCGGGCAUGGGCUGGAACUGGCAUAUUUAUUCUAAGGAAGAUGGCCUGUACAUAGGGAGCAGAGUUAUAUUGAUACCUUGUUUCAAACCAACCCUUAUUCUGAUUUCUAGUUGCCUUGUGGGAUAAUAAAUGGGUGGGGAAUUAGGGUUGAUAGUUAAUACCAUAACUCAAUAGCGCACAAGGACGUAAGAGAACUUAAUGGAUAUUCCAGCGAAGUG
Pseudogymnoascus destructans is the source of this 1875-nucleotide messenger RNA. RefSeq lists its product as uncharacterized. The transcript has a single exon. Lineage: Eukaryota; Fungi; Ascomycota; Leotiomycetes; Thelebolales; Thelebolaceae. Bases 485 to 1279 code for a protein of 264 amino acids. The record is from RefSeq and is a predicted model, not a curated record.